AUGGACUACUUUACAAACAUCUGCACGACUGUGCGAUAUCAAUGCAAAAAUCUUUUCCCGUCAACACCUAUGGAAACGCUAGUUGAAUUAAAGGCCAAUAUAAAGAAGAGAUUACUUCCGGCUAUCUAUCGUGUUCUUGCCGAAUUUAUUGUCGGUGAACCAGUAUUGUCAGUCGGCAUAAAGAAUCCAAACGGGCCCUAUCCAUAUUUUGUUCAUAUUCCUACAAUCAAUCUAUAUCAACAAGUUCACUUUGUAAUAAUACUAUCAGAUGAAGAUUUAGAGAGGAUAUUGGAAAUAGAACACGAAAAACCGUUUGAUUUAUCAAUUGAAACAGCUCCGUUGUGGAGAAUGACUGUUGCUGUGCAUUCUAAGCGAAAUUAUGAGAUAUCUGUGUUAUUCUGUUGCCAUCAUUGCUUGAUGGAUAUACCCAGUUUUCUUACGAUAAAUACGCUGUUUUACAGGGCGUUAAAAAACGUAAUGCAUGAUCUGAGUCUUGAGAACACUGAUAGAAGAAGCAAUGAUAAUAUACAUGACCCUGAUACAAACGACAAUACAGAAUUCAGUUUAUUGGGCAACAUACCAUCGACGGUAAACGUUCCGUAUGCUCAGAUUUUUGAGCCAUGGAAUAAAAUAAUCGAUGUCACUCCAACGAUGAAACUAUUAGUGACGGAAACCUUCAAGGCGCUACAUAGCUCCCUUACAAAAUCCAGAUCAAAGUACUAUGCCGGAGACGUUCAUGCAACAAAUCUUAAAAAUUUUCGUAUCAAAUUAAAAAUAAUGUCACUCGAUCCGGAAGAAUUUAAGUCGUUGUCGUUGAUUUCGAAACAGCAAAACUCGACAAUUCAUGCGAUAAUUCAUACGGCCCUUUUAAUCUCGGCUCGUCAUUUUCUCGUGGAUGUGGACAAAGACAAAAAGUUAUCUACUCUGACACCAAUGUCAUUUAGACCGUACGCUAAUCCAGCAAUAGAUGAUGCAGCUGUCGGUUUAUAUGUAACUACGUAUAAUUUUAUGAUCUCGGUGACUAGUCUCAAGUCAAGUUUUUGGGAUAUUACUAAAACUUACGAAUGCAAACUUGCAAAGAAUAUGCAGAGAACAAUUCAAUGCACUGGAUUACGACGAUGUACAAAUAAAUAUGCGAAUCAGGUAAAAGUAAACUCGAUGGGAAGGGAAGCAUCGCUUAUAGUGUCUAAUGCUGAUGUGUGGAUGCCUUUUGAAAGGGAUGAGCCUGCAGACGAUGGAGUAAAAAUACUAGAAAUGUUGAUAUCGCAAUCGACAGCCGUCAUUGCGCCUGCUGUUACGGUCAAUAUAGCAACUUACGAUAACAUUCUCAAAUGCACGUUUGUACAUCAAGAAGGUGCUAUUAGACCUAAAAAAAAGUUGAUUGAUUUUGUUAAUGGGUUCAAAAAGAUACUGGCAGUCGUUGCAAAAAAAGGUGACUGGAACGACGAAUGGAAUUAG
Messenger RNA from Paraglomus occultum, 1458 nucleotides. NCBI's taxonomy places the organism in Eukaryota, Fungi, Glomeromycota, Glomeromycetes, Paraglomerales, Paraglomeraceae. The record is from the annotation of a GenBank genome assembly.